Vicia faba (fava bean) is the source of this 360-nucleotide messenger RNA. Lineage: Eukaryota; Viridiplantae; Streptophyta; Magnoliopsida; Fabales; Fabaceae. The record is from the annotation of a GenBank genome assembly.
AUGAAUUCUUGUUCAUUACGAUUCUUGGAUUCUUGUGAUUGUUCUUAUCUUAGCAUUUUAUCUGCCUGUGUUGCUCGAAUCACCAUGUUUCAUACACUUUGUCAAAGACGCCCCUUUUUACGAAGGAACCUCUUGUUACCUGCACUGAGGAAGUUUUGUUGUUGGUGUGGAGACUCGAGAUUAUUCGCCCGGGCACCCUAUUUUCCAGUGUCGGAGAAAACAAGAUACAUCAUCUCAUAUUCUCUUAUAUUCUUUCUUUUUUAUCCAUCCUCUGAAUGUAAUUGUUGUAGUUUUAGAAAUGUAGCAUUCAUGUACGACGAUAGAGCAUAUGCUGAUUCGUGGCAGUGUAUAAUUUGUUAA